CUCUGUGUGGCGAUUUGUUUAUCACGUUUGUUUUUUUUAUUUUGAGGUUUGGCAUGUCCAAAUUUCGGUUUAGAUUAUCACGUUGUCUUUUUUAAGCAUUAAAUAUAUUUUACAAUAUAUUUAAGAUAUUCAUUUCAAAACUUACAACCAAAAUGUCCAAACCUAUAACUUUUGUCACCGGUAAUGCAAAAAAGUUGGAAGAACUUGUUGCGAUAUUAGGAGAUAAGUUUCCGCGUAAGGUGGUAAGCAGGAAAAUUGAUCUACCAGAAUUGCAAGGUGAAAUCGAUGACAUUGCUAUCAAGAAAUGUAAGGAAGCGGCUAGGCAAGUGGAUGGCCCUGUACUAGUUGAGGAUACGUGUUUGUGUUUCAACGCACUUGAUGGAUUACCAGGGCCCUACAUUAAAUGGUUUCUCGAAAAACUACAACCCGAAGGUUUGUACCGUAUGUUAGCGGGAUGGGAGGAUAAAAGUGCGAAAGCAAUAUGCACGCUAAGUUUUGCUGAGAACGCCAACAGCGAACCAAUAGUUUUUCAAGGUGUAACUGAAGGUAGUAUUGUGGAACCAAGAGGUUGUCGUGAUUUUGGUUGGGAUCCAGUUUUCGAACCUAAGGGCUACCAAUUAACCUAUGCAGAAAUGCCAAAGGAAGAGAAAAAUAAAAUAUCACAUCGUUAUCGUGCAUUAGCUGCAAUGCAAGAAUAUUUUAUUGCUGAAAAAUAAAAACUUGAGUUGUAAUUAAAAGAGGAAAUAAAGUCUCUUUAUCUUAUGAAA
Ceratitis capitata (Mediterranean fruit fly) is the source of this 767-nucleotide messenger RNA. Its product is annotated as inosine triphosphate pyrophosphatase. The record is from RefSeq and is a predicted model, not a curated record. Gene Ontology annotation, biological process: nucleoside triphosphate catabolic process. The transcript is spliced from 2 exons. The coding region runs from base 153 to 716 and encodes 187 amino acids. Lineage: Eukaryota; Metazoa; Arthropoda; Insecta; Diptera; Tephritidae. Gene Ontology annotation, cellular component: cytoplasm. Gene Ontology annotation, molecular function: nucleoside triphosphate diphosphatase activity.